Photinus pyralis (common eastern firefly) is the source of this 863-nucleotide messenger RNA. RefSeq lists its product as uncharacterized. The coding region runs from base 182 to 859 and encodes 225 amino acids. Lineage: Eukaryota; Metazoa; Arthropoda; Insecta; Coleoptera; Lampyridae. The transcript has 3 exons. The record is from RefSeq and is a predicted model, not a curated record.
UCAAACCUUAAUUAAAUACUGCCUUACUAUAAUAAGGAACUACCUUAUUUUUGACAGCACAAAUUGAGUUAUUGCAUGUGACAGUUUACAAGCAGUUAACACUCAACGUAUUUAUUUAUUUCUAACCUCAAAUUAUUUAAAUUUUUUAUGAUUGAGUAUUUAUUUAUUUUCUGUGGAUGCAAUGGAAGAAGUUUUGGAAGCUCUUAUUCUGGGUGACGCUGCAGAUGAUGAUUAUGAGUAUGUCAUUAUGGAUAAUAUUUUCGUUAAUCGCGAAGAAGUCAACCAAGGGCCCCCUUUCGAUUUUAAUACCUUAACUGAGGAAGAGGUGUUGCUAAACUUUCGGUUUUCAAGAGCAGAUCUUCCAAGAUUAUUUCAUGUUCUUCAUAUCCCUAAUGUGAUUGUGACAGACACUAGGAACAGAGUCGAUGGAUUUACAGCACUGCUUAUUCUUCUGAAACGGAUGGCAUAUCCAUGUCGAUUAGCUGAUCUCAAGGCAUUUUUUAAUAUGUCUUCCCAAUCACUUUCUCAAAUUAUUAAUACCACAAUUAGUAUAAUAUUAAGAGAGAGAGGCAAUCUUUUAGAUCAACUAAACAAUCUCGAAUGGUUAAACCGAGAGAGAAUGGCAGUUUAUGCAGAUGCAAUUUAUAAUAAAGGAGGUGCAAUUCACAAUUGUUGGGGGUUCAUAGAUGGCACAACUCGUGGAAUAUGUCGUCCCUUGAUUGAUCAGGAAGAAUAUUACUCGGGACAUAAGAAACACCACUGCCUAAAAUACCAAAGUGUUAUUUGUCCUGAUGGUAUUAUUGCCAGUUUUAUUGGCGCCUUUCCUGGUCGACGACAUGAUGCGGCAAUAUUCAGGUAAAAAA